Molecule: messenger RNA, 1392 nt
Organism: Alternaria ventricosa
Lineage: Eukaryota; Fungi; Ascomycota; Dothideomycetes; Pleosporales; Pleosporaceae
Exons: 1
Coding region: 1-1392 (463 amino acids)
Biological process (GO): sterol metabolic process
Molecular function (GO): iron ion binding; oxidoreductase activity, acting on paired donors, with incorporation or reduction of molecular oxygen; heme binding
Source: RefSeq, a predicted model, not a curated record
AUGCCUAAGCCAGAACCGCAACUUCCCCUGGGCAGCUCUUCGACACUGCGCGGGUUUGCCGAAAGCUUCUCGUUCCACAACUCGCCAGAGGCAUUCAUCACAUCGCGCAUCAUCGAUUUCCAAAGACAGCACCCGGAGGCUGUAGAAAAUAGAGCUAUCGUUCGGGCAAAGGUGCUGAAUCGCAAUGUCGCAAUUGUCUCCUCGCAUGCGCAAAUCCAUCAAGUCCUGGCCCAGGAUGCGGCAGGUUACGAAGCCAGUGGCGCAUAUGCUGAACUGAUGGCACCGUUCUUUCCAUCACCGAACUUGUUACUGACGGAUGGUGACGAACAUGCAUAUAUGCGUCAAACAUGGGAAGCGAGAAUGGAGUCUCUCAAGAAAGUGCUAGCUCCUGCAGUAUCUGAGCGGGUCAAUCAACAUUUCUCUGAGCCGUCAACGUCAGAGAUAGACAUGUAUGAGUCUCUGAAAAGGCUUUCAUGGAAGAUACUGCUCGGAACAUUCCUGGGUCUCGACCGCGACAACAGUCUCUUCGAUACGUUGGAGAGCCUACAGGAAGACCUGCUUCGAGGCCAAUUCUCGCUGUUCCCGGUGACAGUGAACACAGGUUUCUGGCACUCGCCUCGAAAGAAGGGUAAAGAGGCAAACAAGAAGCUGCAAGACAAAAUUCUGCGUCAUAUGAAGGAAGAAAUAAAAGCAUGUCCAUUUGUUGUUGCGGACCAAGGCGAAAGAGAGGACGUUGCAAAGCAUUCAGUCCUCUUCACCAGCAGUCUCGCGGUCAAAGCGCUAGCAUCUCUUUUGACAGCCUUCCUGUCAAACCUAUUCUUGUAUCGGACGAAGGACGGUCGAUCGCUGGCCGAUACUUUGGCCGGUGAAACUGAACCAGGGAGGCUUUCGCUACGCUUACGCGCUAUACUAUUGGAGACUGAACGACUUAGCCCGCCCAUUGUAGGCGUCAUGAGACGGUCAACAAGAGAUAACGUCAUUUCGUCGCCGGGGGAGCAGCCUGACAUCAGAAUACCAAAGGACUGGGACUGUUGGUUGUACUUCGUGGGCGGUGGCCGUGAUCCAUCGACUUACGGGUCGACUUGGGAUGUGUUCGACCCAGAUCGAUAUCUUGACAAGGGUCUGGCGCCCGGUGUAGCCUACGGAGCGGGUCCGAAGACUUGUUUGGGUCGCGAUGCGAUUCGCGAGAUCGCGCUGGCUGUGGCAGAGACAUUUUUGCGCCUCGGAAUCCAGAUCGAUGGCAAGAUUAAACCGCGUGGAGUACGCGGUUGGCUGGGGUGGGAACCGAACGAUUCGGUGAUGCCUGAGGAUUGGGCUCGAGAUAUGAAGCAGUUGCCGACUCAGAGACCGUCAGACCCAAUCAUGAUACGUGUGUCGCGUAGCUAUCUAUAG